Molecule: messenger RNA, 5608 nt
Organism: Homo sapiens (human)
Lineage: Eukaryota; Metazoa; Chordata; Mammalia; Primates; Hominidae
Gene: ABHD5
Product: abhydrolase domain containing 5, lysophosphatidic acid acyltransferase
Exons: 7
Coding region: 489-1415 (308 amino acids)
Biological process (GO): positive regulation of lipid catabolic process; positive regulation of triglyceride catabolic process
Cellular component (GO): cytoplasm; lipid droplet; cytosol
Molecular function (GO): lipase activator activity; 1-acylglycerol-3-phosphate O-acyltransferase activity
Source: RefSeq, marked reviewed
GGGUUAGGGCCCAGCGGGCAGCACCAAGGAGUCGCCGCCCGCCUGGCGACGACGGGCGGCUUCCUCGACCCUCCCCGGCAUGAGUCCGCGCGGCGCCCAGAGGCGUCCCGGCGCCGCUCUGCCUGGGAGAGGCUCCCCUCAGCGUCGGGGCCCCGAGGUGUCUGAGCCGGACUCCGGCCGCGCCGGGAGGCCGCCUUGACCCCGCGCGGAGGGUCCGCCCCGUUGUUGUAUAAGCCACCCCGCGGGCCGGCGACGGAGCUGGCCGCGGCGGCCGCACCGGCUCGGGCUCUGCCAAGGGACCCGGCCUGCCCCAAUGCCGCCGGCGGGCGGUGCCCGGUCGACCCUGCACCUGACUGCGAGGCGCGGGAAAUGACCGGGUCUGUCAGCCUCCCAUCGCGGCUUCCGUCUACAGGUCAGGAUGGCUAACUGGUUGGCUCCCCACAUGGUGCCCUACGUCUAUAUCACACCUUAAAGAAGCUGAAGAGAAGAUGUUAAAAUGUGUGCCUUGCACAUACAAAAAAGAACCUGUUCGUAUAUCUAAUGGAAAUAAAAUAUGGACACUGAAGUUCUCUCAUAAUAUUUCAAAUAAGACUCCACUUGUCCUUCUCCAUGGUUUUGGAGGAGGUCUUGGGCUCUGGGCACUGAAUUUUGGAGAUCUUUGCACCAACAGACCUGUCUAUGCUUUUGACCUAUUGGGUUUUGGACGAAGUAGUAGACCCAGGUUUGACAGUGAUGCAGAAGAAGUGGAGAAUCAGUUUGUGGAAUCCAUUGAAGAGUGGAGAUGUGCCCUAGGAUUGGACAAAAUGAUCUUGCUUGGGCACAACCUAGGUGGAUUCUUGGCUGCUGCUUACUCGCUGAAGUACCCAUCAAGGGUUAAUCAUCUCAUUUUAGUGGAGCCUUGGGGUUUCCCUGAACGACCAGACCUUGCUGAUCAAGACAGACCAAUUCCAGUUUGGAUCAGAGCCUUGGGAGCAGCAUUGACUCCCUUUAACCCUUUAGCUGGCCUAAGGAUUGCAGGACCCUUUGGUUUAAGUCUAGUGCAGCGUUUAAGGCCUGAUUUCAAACGAAAGUAUUCUUCAAUGUUCGAAGACGAUACUGUGACAGAAUACAUCUACCACUGUAAUGUGCAGACUCCAAGUGGUGAGACAGCUUUCAAGAAUAUGACUAUUCCUUAUGGAUGGGCAAAAAGGCCAAUGCUCCAGCGAAUUGGUAAAAUGCACCCUGACAUUCCAGUUUCAGUGAUCUUUGGCGCCCGAUCCUGCAUAGAUGGCAAUUCUGGCACCAGCAUCCAGUCCUUACGACCACAUUCAUAUGUGAAGACAAUAGCUAUUCUUGGGGCAGGACAUUAUGUAUAUGCAGAUCAACCAGAAGAAUUCAACCAGAAAGUAAAGGAGAUCUGCGACACUGUGGACUGAACACACUGAAGCUCUGAUGGGAAAACCUGGUGACUGAUAUAGUUGUUCAGCAAUAAUUCAUAGUCUGUGAUGAAGAGUAGUGAAUACAACACACAACCAGGCAGCCUUCUUGACUAUACUUUGCACAUGUUUUCUUUAGGAAUUCACUCACACAUUUAAACCAGUUAGUGCCUUCUAGAAGAAUGGCUUUCCUUUCUCCUACACAAAAUUGAAAUAUACAAGUCUCUAAAUAUAAUACCUUUAAAUAAAAGGUUAUUUGUCCCUCUGAUGUACUGAAAAACUGUAAUUUUUCAGCUGAAAAUUUUUUAAUCUAACUUUGCUAGUUAUUUUUAUAUUGCAAUCUAUAUUACCAAUUUAGGAAGUGAUUUCUGAGUCUCUUACACUGUAAAGGUGCACUUUAUUUUCUUUGUCUUCCCCAUCAUGUAUUUAUUGUGUCUUGAUAACUGAUAUUAAUCUAAAUUCAAUGUGUUUUUAUGUAAAAAUUUGUCAGUUGUUUAGAAUAUUUCACUUUGUUUUUGAAACGGAGUGACAAGGCAGAUUUUUGGUUAGAGGACGGGAGUUGAUCACUAUCAUUACUUUUUCUAGUUUACCUGUUUUUUAUAUUUAAGGCUGCUAAGCCAUGUUCAGCAUUUUAAAUGUGGUCUAUCCUGACAUACAGUGUAUAACAACAUAACUCCUUGGAACCUCCUAUGUGUGGUAUAAUUCUACUCUUCCAAGGAACAUGACUUCAAUACUUUCAGUGAUUCAGGUACUGAAAAGCCUUACCUAAAAGGCUGUUCUUUGUUUCCCCCUUUCAUACUAUUCUUUUCCAUGACCCAGGAUGCAGCAAAUGAAACAGAUUUCUUCUCUUAAGGGGAUAUUAAGACUGUUACUUCCUAGUAAGCCAAGUAAUACCAUAUUUUUAUUAACAUCUAACUUUUGUAGAUGGGUGCUAAAAUUGCAUACAUUUUAACCACUAAAAUAGAAAAACAAGUGGUGCUAUUAUGUCUCAUGGCACCAGAAAUGAGCUAGCACUUGGGUUUGUUGUUGCUGUUGUUUAUUAAGAGUAUUGUGUUAAUUAAAUCAUUACAUACUUGAAGUUAUAUUACAAAAAUUCUAGAAGGUUGAUUGAACUAUUUUUUUAGGAACUACCAUCAAGUGUAGCAUUUUCUUGCAGUUUUAAAAUGAGGAAAACUUCUUUGAAACUGUGAAAUGCUCCAUGUGGUAACUGGCUGCUGAGAAAACCCUUCACCAAAAAAAUAAAUAAAAAUUGAAUAGGAUUGUCAUCAAGAAGGCAUCUUUCGCUAACGUUGCUUGUCUAGGAGAAAGGUAGCUAUGUAAAUAAAAACAGUGAACUAGAGCAAAUAGUGGUUUAAUGGUUUUGUUAUUGCAUUUUUAAAAUGGUUAAUUAGGGAAUUUGUAGUUGUUAGGAAAUGUAAGGUUGUGUCACUGUUGAUUAACUGCCAGAAAGACUGAAUGUUCUAUUUUCAACAUUUCUCCCCUAUAAAAGAAUAGACAAAUUAUACUGAAGCAUGAUAUAAACAUCUUCCCAAUGAACAAUUUGUCUCACUUGUCAGAUUAACUAGGUUAGUGCAGGAAGCAACAUGAGCGCCAAGAUGUGUUGUCUGAUUUCUCUACCUUAAGAACAAUAAUAGUCUUUUUAGUUAGUAUUUUGGAUGGCCAGGUUUCAAACCUGUAUGUGGUACAAAUAAUUUGGGUAAUAUUUUUGUAUUUUUGUUUUACACACUCUCUAAUCUCAAUUAUCCUUUGCUGGGAGAAUGACAGGUUUCACUUAUACAGGAAGGUUUUUGCACAGGAAAUUUGGUCCCAGCCCUUGGAAGGAAGAAGUUCCUUCGUUUACUUAGUGAAUGGAGUUUCUGGCCGCAGAUGUGCCAAGUGAUUGAAGAAAGAUAUACCCCAAUAUCAAGUGAUAAUUUAUUUUCCUACAGACUGAAUUUGCUUUAUUUGAAAGAUGUUGUAACUCUUUUUAAAGUUAGAUUUUACCCUGAGGUAUAGUAUAUGUAAUUUUGUGAAGAUUGAGCUGGAAGGGAAGUUCACAAUCCUCACAUUUAAAAAAAUAUAGUGGGUGCUAAAUGUUUUCUUAAAAAUCUAGUACAGCAUUUGAUCUUUGUUAUGCACAGCAUACUUUUAUUUUACAGAAUAAAUUUUCCUGUGAUAGUCACAACAAGACAGCUGUAUAGUUUCUUGAGUCUUUUGUAUGGACCAGUCUCUGUAUAAUAGUUAACUACAGGACUGUGGAUCCAGCAAAUGUUCAGUAAAUGCUGCUGUUGUUCUUAGGGAAGGCUACUCUGGGUGUUGUGGCCGCCAUACAUGGCUUUACCUGGGUCCAUGCAUUCCCUUAAGAUGACUUCUGUUUUCUUCUUUUUUCUUCUGAUUUUCCAAAAAAAAAAAAGCCUUGCCUAAGGUUGGUUUUAGAAUAUGAUUUGCAGAACACUUUUGAAAUGUCUUCAUUCAUAUAUGUAAUAUAUAUUUAUACUUAAAGGGCCAUACGCGAUUUCAAUAAAACAAGAAGUACUGGAAAGAAUAAACAAAAAUAGCCAGAAGAUGCCUAGAAAAGAACAAUGUGGAAGGAGGGAUAACCCUAUUAAAUAUUAUAACAUAAUGUUUACAAUAUGAGAAAGUCUAGGAAUUUAGUACAUGAUAAAGCAUCUCAUUCAGAGAAAAAGGCUUUAAAAAUGGUGUUGAGAGAAGUGUGGUUAACCAUUUGGAAAAAAAAAUAAAAUUGAAUCGAUUUCUCACAGGAUACACAGGAUAAAAUCUGAAUAGAACAAAGACCCAAUUUUUAAAAUGAAACCCUCUUUCUAACUAGAAGAAAACAUAGAUGAAUUAUUGUAUAAUCUGACAGUGAGAAAAACUUUCCUAGGACUGAAAAUUCAGAAGCAAUAAAAAGAGAAGUCUAUAGAAGAAUUUUCAGCCAGAUGGAAUGGCUCAUGGCUGUAAUCCCAGCAUUUUGGGAGGCUGAGGCAGAAGGACUGCUUGAGACCAGGAAUUCAAAACCAACCUGGGCAACCUAGUAGGACUGGCUCUACCAAAAAAAAAAAAAAAAAAAAAUUAAGUACCUGGCCUGGGUUCCACCUACUUGGGAGGCUGAGGUAGGAGGACUGUGAGCCCAGGAGUUUGAGGAUGCAGUAAGCCACUGCACUCCAGCCUGGGUGACAGAGAAGAAAAAAGAUUUUUUUGGAUAGCUGAAAAUAUUUGCAGCAUUUAUCACAGAGGGCUAAUUGUAGCCCUAUAUAUGAAGAAUUUUAAACUAUGAGAAGAACCCGAAGAAUAGGCAAAAGGAUGUGAACAGACAGUUAACAGAAAAUAGAAUGCAAAUGGUCUUUAAACAUACAAGGAUAUGCAUAAAAAGACAAAUGCAAAAUAAAAUAAAAUAAUGGAAAUACCUUUCUUACCUGUGAGAUUGGGGAAAAUCCAAGUUAGGCAAUGCACUCUGUUGAGACAAUAGGGAAACAGGCACUCCAAAAAUUACAAAUCCCUGUGGAUGGUAUUUGUUAACUAGCAAAGUUAAAUGAGUAUAUCCUUCAACCUGGCAGACCCAGUUCUAAGAAUCCAUAUGAGAUGCACUUGCAAGAAUAUGAAAUAGUAUAUGCACAAAGAUCUUGAUUACAGCACUGUUUCUAAUAGCUACAGACUGGAAGCCAGCCAAAUCUCCAUUGAUAGGGAAUUGAUGGAAGGAACUAGGGUAUAUCUAUACAAUGGGAUACUACACAGCUGUAGAAAGGACUGCGAACUAUUUUUGUAGUUCUGGUCUGGAGAAAUCUCCAGAAUAUAGGAAAUGAAAAAUGUAAAGCACAGAAGAGAAUGUAUGGUGUGCUGUCUGUUGUAUAACGAAGAGACAAAUGGAAAAAAUAUGUAUUUGCUUUUUUUGUAAAGCAAUAGAAGAAUUAGUUAUACCAAUAACUAAUAAAAUGAUCUCCUUGUUAGUGGUGGUAGGGAGCUAGACAAGGAUGGCAACUAUUUCUGUAUCUUACAUACCUUUUAUUUUGAGGCCCUGUCAAUGUUUUAUAUAAUAAACAUUUUUUGAAAAGGCAACUCUUAAAACUAAAACAAACUUAACAGUCUGUCAAGUUGGUGAUAUAACCCCACAGAAGACUUACUUCAAGUGACUUGAAAACUUAGUAUUUUGUCUGUACUUUGCUAAUGGAAUAUAUCCUACAGACCAAACAACCACAAAUAAAUCUUAAACUGCA